AUGGAGGACGAGAAGAAUAGCACACAGAAGAGCCUCGAAAUCCGCGAACAAUUCCUCUCUCUGGUCGACCAGACGCGACCGACUUUACUGGGUGAAGUGAGCAAUUCUUCGAGACUCUUUGAUCAAGCAUCGCCCUUUCGCAACCAUAAUGGUUCAUGGAUGAUCAAUGCGGAGGGCCUCAAUUCUACUUGCAAGGAAAUCACGAGCUGGAAGUUACGCCUGUUGCAGCAUCUAUAUGGACUCGAUCGAAAUGUUCAAGGACAACAGCGCUACUUGCCUUACUUGAACAACGACCAGGAAUCCGAGGAGCAGAGUUUCAGAGAAGAAUUGAGUGGCACAGAAACGCUGCUCAAUUUUUGCAAGCGGAUCGAAGAAGAAGAAGCAAAUCGACCACGAACCCACUAUUUUGAAGAUGUCACCACUGGUGAUAAUAGCCGACAAAGCAAAUUUCUCGAGCCUUAG
This is a messenger RNA of Penicillium diatomitis, 462 nucleotides long. RefSeq lists its product as uncharacterized. NCBI's taxonomy places the organism in Eukaryota, Fungi, Ascomycota, Eurotiomycetes, Eurotiales, Aspergillaceae. The transcript has a single exon. The record is from RefSeq and is a predicted model, not a curated record. The coding region runs from base 1 to 462 and encodes 153 amino acids.